Molecule: messenger RNA, 477 nt
Organism: Emiliania huxleyi CCMP1516
Lineage: Eukaryota; Haptophyta; Isochrysidales; Noelaerhabdaceae
Gene: DNAJL1
Product: DnaJ-like protein
Exons: 2
Coding region: 1-477 (158 amino acids)
Source: RefSeq, a predicted model, not a curated record
AUGCCCGCUCGCCUGCACCUCCUCGCGACUCUCCUCCUCCUCGCCCCGUCCUCCUCGGGAACCCACUACGCCACGCUCGGCGUGCCCUCCGACGCGACCGAGGUGGCGAUCCGGCACGCCUACCGGCGCGCGGCGCUCGCGCACCACCCCGACAAGGCACGCGGCCGGACCCGGCCCGAGCGCGAUGCUGCGGCACGCCGGAUGGAGCGACUGAACGAGGCGUACGCGAUCCUGUCCGACGCGGCGGCACGGCGCCGGUACGACUACGAACGCCUCGCCCUUGCCGCGAGCGGCGGGCACUCGCAUGGCGGCCGGGGCGAGUACCGCCCGCCUGCGCGGCGCGUGGAGGUUCGUCUAUCGGCGACGCUCGAGCAGCUCGCCGGUUUCGCGCCGGUGGACAUCGACCUGGCCGCUGCGGGCGACGACCUGCGCGCGGACCUGUGGCUUCCCGCCUGGCACAACCGUGUCCCUCUCUGA